AUGGGACCGCUGCAAGAGCCAAAGGUGGCGGCACCGCCGGUGAAGAAGGAGAAGGUGGUGAGGUAUAGGGAGUGCAGGAAGAACCACGCCGCCAGAAUCGGCGGCUACGCAGUGGACGGCUGCAUGGAAUUCAUGGCCGCCGGAGAGGAAGGCACCGGCGCAGCUCUCAAGUGCGCCGCCUGCGGCUGCCACCGGAGCUUCCACAAGAGGGAGGUGGAGAGGGAGGCCCCCUGCGACUGCUCCUCCGUCACUUCUCCCCAAUGUUAA
Spirodela intermedia is the source of this 267-nucleotide messenger RNA. The record is from the annotation of a GenBank genome assembly. NCBI's taxonomy places the organism in Eukaryota, Viridiplantae, Streptophyta, Magnoliopsida, Alismatales, Araceae.